AUGAGAAGCUCCAUCCUUCUCAAGACAAAGGAGCGCCCGGGAACUCCUUUGGUCCUGCCAGGGAGGGGAGGCUGCCAUAUUUGGAAAGAGGCAGAAUGCCACUCCUUCUGCAGCUCCUACAAAGCUGGGCAGGCCUGGCUGCCAAGACUGUGCUCCGAUAGCGCGGCCUGUGGCAGGUGCUCCAGAGGCACGCUCCCAGAGAGAGCCCAAGAUUCUGACACAAUGACGAAGCCCGUGGGUGCAUGCUGGCUGGCCGUUGUCUGUGUCCUGCUCUUGAGCCAGCUCGCCGCCGUCAAGGCGAGAGGCAUAAAGCACAGAAUCAAGUGGAACCGGAAGGCCUCGCCCGGUACGUCCCAGGUCACGGAGGCCCAACGGGUGGAGAUGCAGAUACGCCCCGGGGCCUUCAUCAAGCACGGCCGGAAGCUGGACAUCGACUUCGGAGCCGAGGGCAACAGGUACUACGAGGCCAACUACUGGCAGUUCCCCGACGAGAUCCACUACAACGGCUGCUCCGAGGCCAACGUGACCAAGGAGAAGUUUGUCACCAGCUGCAUCAACGCCACGCAGGCUGCAAACCAGGAGGAGCUGCUGGCCCAAGAGAAACAGAACAACAGGCUUCACCAGCGGAUCCUGUGGCGGCUGAUCCGCGAGCUCUGCUCGGUCAAGCAGUGCGAGUUUUGGUUGGAAAGGGGAGUAGGACGUCGGGUCACCCUGGACCAGCCCGUGGUGCUCUGCCUGCUGGUUUUCCAUUGGUUCGUAGUGAAAUAA
This is a messenger RNA of Molossus molossus (Pallas's mastiff bat), 768 nucleotides long. It is a transcript of the gene PRND, whose product is annotated as prion like protein doppel. Lineage: Eukaryota; Metazoa; Chordata; Mammalia; Chiroptera; Molossidae. Gene Ontology annotation, molecular function: copper ion binding. Gene Ontology annotation, biological process: intracellular copper ion homeostasis; protein homooligomerization. Gene Ontology annotation, cellular component: membrane. The record is from RefSeq and is a predicted model, not a curated record.